Molecule: messenger RNA, 1161 nt
Organism: Entamoeba histolytica HM-1:IMSS
Lineage: Eukaryota; Evosea; Mastigamoebida; Endamoebidae
Exons: 2
Coding region: 1-1161 (386 amino acids)
Biological process (GO): regulation of GTPase activity
Source: RefSeq, a predicted model, not a curated record
AUGAGUGUCACCUUACCAUCUGUUCAAGCCUCAGCAAUGGCAGAAUCACUUUCACCAGAUCCACUUCAAACACUUUUAUUACCAUUAAAUAAUGACAUUCCAGCAGGGGUUUUAAAAUAUUUCUGUUCAACACUAAAUACACCAGAACAAUUAUUUAAAAAUACAGAAAUGGUAUUUUCAUAUUAUAUUUCUGAGGGAAAAAUCUCUCAAUUAAUAGAUUAUUUGAUUGACAGAGAAAUUGAAGAAUGUUUCAGAACACCAAGUUCAAUUUUUAGACGAAAUUCUAUAUUCACUCGUAUUAUUCGUAUAUUUCUUGACAAUGAAUUAAAACAGUUUUUAAAAGAGGUUAUUAAUAUUGUUCAGAAACAUAUGAAACAAAUCAAAUUUAAAUUAGUCAUUGGAAAUACUAUUAAUGCUGAUGUCGAAAAAUCAGUUAAUAAAAUCGCAGAUAUUAUUCAAUCUAUUCUUGAACAUAUCAUUGACUGUAAAAAUUAUCCAACUGGAUUUAGUUAUUUUAUGCAUAAAGUAUCUAUUGAACUACACAAAAGAACACCUUCAGUUGAAUUGUCAGCUCUCAAAAAUCUAAUUUUCUUAAGAACUAUUAAUAGUGCAUUGGUUCAUUCUCAAUCAAAGAACCAACAAGAAAUUGAAUCUAUAAAAACUCUUUCUGUUGCUUUCCAAUGGUUUGUUGGUGAUUCUACUGAACAAAAUAUUCCACCUGCACAAAAUUGGAAAUUACAAUUAUCAGAAAAACUUGGGUCAUUAAGAAGUCAAGUUGAUUCUUGGGUUACUUCAUUAAGAGACCUUGCAUUAGAUGAUUUCUUUGAAUUAUCUUGGGUAUCUCCUGAUGCUUGUAAUGAAUUACUACCAAGAAUGAAAAAAGAGUGGAAAGAUAUCCUUGAAUUUUUAUCACCAGAAUCACAAGGAUUACUUUCAUUACAUUUUUCUAAUGAACAAGAAACAAUGAGAAUGUACAUCAGAUUAACAAAUGAAUUAGAUGCCUUCUCCAAUGGUACUGUCAAAGAACAUAGUGAUUUGUUAAUGAAAAUGACUGCUAUGACAAUGCAAAUUAAGGAUUUAAAGGCUGAAAUUAAAUAUUUAAAGAAAAUUUUAGUAGAAAAGGAUCCAUCAUUAGGGUAUUUGUUACAACCUGAACAUUAA